AUGACUAUUGAAAACUUGCUGUUGUUGCCAUGCACUCAAGCCUUAGCUCAAGAGCAGCAUCAGAAAUGGUUUAAUGAGCUAUUGGAUGGAUCUCUCAGGCUCUUGGAUGUGUGUGGUAUUGCAAGGGAUGCAUUGUUGCAAACAAAGGAAUAUGCACAUGAACUUCGGUCAACCCUGCGCAGAAGACAUGGCAAUAAAAUGGAGCUUGCGAGGGAGGUUGAAAAAUACUUGGCCUCAAGGAAGGUUGUGAAAAAGGCAAUGCAGAAGGCCUUAAAGGGCAUGCAAACUAAGUUGAACUGUAAGAAAAAUGAAGAUCUACCCAUGGUGAGCUUGUUAAAAGAGCUAGAAGCUGUAACUUUCCUGGUCUUUGAAUCACUAUUGACCUUUAUAGCUGGACCAAAGUUGCAAUCCAAAUCAAAUGGUUGGUUUGUGGUUUCCAAGCUGGUGCACCAGAAAAAGAACUGGAUGGGGAAGUUGGAGUCAAGCAUUGAAGAUGUUGAAGAGGUGCUUGAAUGUCUUUCUAGGCAUCUAGUCAAAACCCGAGUUUCCUUUCUCAACAUCCUAAACCACUAG
Molecule: messenger RNA, 573 nt
Organism: Quercus lobata
Lineage: Eukaryota; Viridiplantae; Streptophyta; Magnoliopsida; Fagales; Fagaceae
Exons: 2
Coding region: 1-573 (190 amino acids)
Biological process (GO): shoot system development; root development
Source: RefSeq, a predicted model, not a curated record